Messenger RNA from Spirodela intermedia, 647 nucleotides. The record is from the annotation of a GenBank genome assembly. Lineage: Eukaryota; Viridiplantae; Streptophyta; Magnoliopsida; Alismatales; Araceae.
AUGUUAAAUGGUACUAAUUUUAAGGCAUGGAAAGAGAACAUUAUGAUAGUUCUCGAUUACAUGGAUCUAGACAUUGCAUUAAGAAAAGAUCAUCUUGUAAUCUCUCAUGAGGAUAAGAGAGAUAUAGAUAAGUGGGACCGAUCAAAUCACAUGAGUUUUAUGAUAAAAAAGCAUGACAUUCUAGAAACCUUUAAGGGCACUUUGUUUGAAGAGGCACUACAACAAAAAAAAUCUUUGAAGAACUUGAGAAAAAGUUUGCUAAGAAUGAUAAAGUCGAAACAAGUACGGUCUUAGCAAAAUUUAUCUCUAUGAAGUAUAAAGGUAAGAAAAAUAUAAGGGAGUACAUUCUCGAGAUGUCUCAUCUUGCAUCAAAACUAAAGGCACUGAAGUUAAAGUUAUCAGAAGAUUUACUCGUACACUUAGUUUUUAUUUCUCUUCCUGUACAAUUCAAUCAAUUUAAGGUGAACUAUAAUUGUCAAAUGGACAAAUGGUCCAUAAAUGAGCUCAUAUCACAUUGUGUGCAAAAAGAAGAAAAGUUGAAGCAAGAUAAACAUGAGAGUGCUCAUUUGACCAUGACCUCUAAGAACAAAAUCAAGAAAAUAUUUAUGAUCAAUGAAGCUGUAGGUGGACCACCACUAAAGAAAUAA